Molecule: messenger RNA, 2963 nt
Organism: Scleropages formosus (Asian bonytongue)
Lineage: Eukaryota; Metazoa; Chordata; Actinopteri; Osteoglossiformes; Osteoglossidae
Product: calcium/calmodulin-dependent protein kinase type II subunit alpha-like
Exons: 19
Coding region: 202-1671 (489 amino acids)
Biological process (GO): protein phosphorylation
Molecular function (GO): ATP binding; calcium/calmodulin-dependent protein kinase activity; calmodulin binding
Source: RefSeq, a predicted model, not a curated record
GGCAGACCAGACACCGAGCAGAGCCGUCAAUCUGCAAGCAACCCCCCCUCCCUUGUCUCUUUUCGCUCUGGAGAUUGGAAAAGUGAUUUAGAAGCUCUGCUCAGAGCCAGGCUUCUACAAACCACAUCUACAUCUCCCACAAACCACACCAGGAACAAAAGCAAACAUCUGCCAAGGAUCCACGACGACCCCCCUCCCAGAAUGGCCACCAUCACAUGCACCCGCUUCACCGAUGAGUACCAGCUCUUUGAAGAACUGGGCAAGGGAGCCUUCUCAGUGGUUCGCAGGUGUGUGAAAGUGUUGUCGGGCCAGGAAUAUGCUGCCAAGAUCAUCAACACCAAGAAGCUGUCCACCAGGGAUCACCAGAAACUGGAGAGAGAGGCACGAAUCUGCAGACUGCUGAAACAUCAUAACAUUGUGCGGCUUCACGACAGCAUCUCAGAAGAAGGAUACCACUACCUUAUCUUUGACCUAGUGACGGGUGGAGAGCUCUUUGAAGACAUUGUUGCCAGGGAAUACUACAGUGAGGCUGAUGCCAGCCACUGUAUCCAGCAGAUACUGGAAGCAGUUCUCCACUGCCACCAGAUGGGUGUUGUUCACAGAGAUCUCAAGCCCGAGAACCUGCUGCUGGCAUCCAAGUCCAAAGGAGCAGCUGUCAAGCUGGCUGAUUUCGGCUUGGCCAUUGAGGUUGAAGGGGACCAACAAGCAUGGUUUGGCUUUGCCGGCACACCUGGAUACCUGUCACCCGAAGUCCUACGCAAGGAUCCAUAUGGGAAAGCUGUGGACUUGUGGGCAUGUGGUGUAAUACUAUACAUCCUAUUGGUGGGUUAUCCCCCCUUCUGGGAUGAAGAUCAGCACAGGCUCUACCAACAAAUCAAGGCUGGGGCAUAUGAUUUUCCUUCCCCUGAGUGGGACACUGUCACACCAGAGGCCAAAGACCUCAUCAACAAGAUGCUGACCAUCAACCCUGCCAAGCGUAUCACUGCUUCUGAGGCCCUGAAGCAUCCCUGGAUUUCACACCGCUCCACCGUGGCCUCCUGCAUGCACAGACAGGAGACCGUGGAGUGCUUGAAGAAGUUCAAUGCACGGAGGAAGCUCAAGGGUGCCAUUCUAACAACAAUGUUAGCCACACGCAACUUCACAGGGCCAAAGAGUGUGCCGAACAAGAAGGGCGAUGGUGUAAAGAAAAGGAAGUCCAGUUCCAGCGUCCAGCUCAUGGAGUCGUCGGAAAGCAGCAACACAACCAUUGAGGAUGAAGACACCCGAGUUAAGAAACAGGAAAUCAUCAGAGCGACAGAGCAGCUCAUUGAAGCCAUCAGCAAUGGAGACUUUGAGAGCUACACGAAGAUGUGUGAUCCCAGUGUGACGGCCUUUGAACCCGAAGCCCUUGGCAACCUGGUAGAGGGUUUGGACUUCCAUCGCUUCUACUUUGAGAACUUGUGGUCCAAGAACAGCAAACCAGUCCAUACCACCAUCCUGAACCCCCACAUCCACUUGGUGGGGGAUGAAGCUGCCUGCAUUGCCUACAUCCGCAUCACCCAGUACAUCGACACCAACGGCAUGCCACGUACCGCCCAAUCCGAGGAAAGCCGCAUCUGGCACCGGCGUGAUGGAAAGUGGCAGAUUGUCCACUUUCACCGUUCGGGUGCACCCUCUGCCAUUGCUAAAUGAGACCUCCUAGUUCAACAUAAAGGGAUGGAGGGACAGGUCUCCCCAAACCAUGGUGACAGCUGGCAGGGUGCGAACCACCCUGAGGAGCUGGACCUCCUUCAUCUCAUCGUUUACUUGAAACCUGUUUACACUUCUGCUCCGUCAGCAUGCACGGUGUCGUUCCCACGCGUGCUGUGUGUGUGUCUGCGGAUGCCGCUGCCGCCAUGCCGCUUCUUAUUCCUCCAUGCUGCCAAUUUGGUCCAAUUUUUCAUAAUGACAAGGCUACUCCAGUUAUAUCUAAUUUUUAUUUUACAUUUUUCAGUUUUUUUUUUUUUUUUAAUUUAAUCGUAGUUUUAAAAUGUGUUGAAAAUCCAGCCACUGCCUAUGAGUUACUCAGAACUGUUGUAACCAGAACUGGAAGCUUGGAUCCACUGGCACUGUCACACAGCAAUGAUGCUUGCGAAUGACGCUUAUUAAAUCCACAUUUUUUGAAGACUAGCAAGAGAGAUAUUCUUCAUGUACUGCACUGUGUAAAACACUCUGUUUGGUUACUGAGUGUGUGGUGAAAAUUGAUGUGUAACCAGUACAUUUGGUAUGAACCACUUUACUGAUUUUUUUACUUAAAUGUUAUGGAAUGCUAAUAUUUAUACUUAUGAUGACAAAUUAUGUUUAUUUGGUUUAUUCAUUACAGGUGAAAAAAAAAGAUUUUUGGUCAGGGUUUAACCUAACAUUUUUCCCAUUGCAGUAGAAGCAUCUGCUUUUGGCCUGUGGGAAGUUUGACAAAGCAUAUAUGUGUUUUUCAAUUUCUUUUCAAGUUCUGAUUUGAAUGGUGAACAUUAAUCAAGGUUCUCAACAAAGUGUGGACAGGGUAAGGCAUUGCUGUUGUGUGCAUUCUGCUGGAGUUCACAGAGUGUUUUCUUUUGGGGUCUUCCAUUGAAGUACUGCAUAGGAACAAAUAUGAUGGAGUAUCAUGGAAUGUCAACCAAAUGGAAACAUCUGUGCAUGCUUGUGUGUGUGUGUGUGUGUGUGUGUGUGUGUGUGGUGAGAACUGAGAACACCUGCACCAUGCAGAAAGGGAGCUACAAUUACAGGUGCAAUGCUCCCUCUGUAAUCAUCAAAUAGCUCUGCAUGAUAUGAUAUUGAGUGUGUCUGGAAAAUGGACAAUAAACAUAACAAUGAUAUUUACUGUAUGUUUAAUUUAUGCAUAUUUUAUUUGUGUAAAGCAGAGAAAAAAGACAUUUAUUGUAGAUUUUAUGUUAUUUAGAUUUAGGUCACAUGUAUGGUAAUAUGAUAAAGCAGAGAAUAACAUAAGA